Messenger RNA from Phycodurus eques (leafy seadragon), 486 nucleotides. RefSeq names its product transmembrane protein 238-like. Lineage: Eukaryota; Metazoa; Chordata; Actinopteri; Syngnathiformes; Syngnathidae. The coding region runs from base 1 to 486 and encodes 161 amino acids. The record is from RefSeq and is a predicted model, not a curated record. The transcript has a single exon.
AUGUCGACCUCCGUGCAGAUGGAAGCGGCGGCGGAGAGGAGGUACGGCGGAGUCGGCCGUUGCAAGUGCUCCUUCUGGUUCGCCGUGGCCCACGACAUCCUCGGCGUGCUCAUCAUGAUGGUUGGAGUGUUCGGGGGCCUGGCCAUCCACGACCUUUUCAUCUACGCCGGCGCCAUCGUCAUCUUCCUCAGCCUCAUCUGGUGGGUGUUCUGGUACUCAGGCAACAUCGACGUGCCGCCCGAGGAACUGGAGGACGACGUGGGCCUCAUUAAGCCGAGGAAUAGAGGACUGAGCCGAGUGGUGAGGCGCGUGUCCAACCAGCUCUCCAGCGGUAUACGGUAUUCUCUGAGAAAGAACGCCGGCUCGACCAGAGAGGGCCCUGUGGGUAAAAGACCCCAAAACACUGAGGGGUCACUCUUCACCAUCUACGACAGCAGCGUGGCCUCGUCAUCAAAGCAACUUGUGAGAGAGACACUAUCUAUAUGA